GCAUUCCUCGCAGUGCAACGCCGAUUUGUUCUGCUAAGAAAACAUUUCGAACCAUUUAUCCACCUUCCUUCGUCCAAAAACCCGAAUCGAAAAAUUCCUCUUCAUCACAGAUUUCAGUAACAGACCUUCUUCAAAACAAAAAAAUAAACUUGACAGCAAUAAAACGCUCAAUUUAGAUUAUAAAUGAGAGGAAGAAAUUGUCGGUAUUCACUGCUGCAGUGUUGACAAUAAGCAGCCUUGGAGCGUUUGUUGGAAGGAAGGAGUUUUGAAAGCGGAAGCAUACUCCUGGUAUCCGCCACCACCUUCCUCCACCAAGUCGUACCACCGCGGGAGCACUUUGCACCACCCUGAAGACCACACCCGAAACCACCCGCGAGCACCACCUCCCGAGGGUUGUGUACAAAUUAGACGAACAAAAAAAGAAAAACCAUUCAAGUUGGAAGGUAAAAUCUUCUCGGCGGUGAACAGCUUUCUCACUGCGUCGACCUUCGUCAAGGAUAUCCGACAACUGAUUAUGACCCGGCAAACCAACGAUCCAGACGCACCGCAGCAGCAUAACGAGCCAGAAUCAAGCCAGAACACCCAGAGCGACCACAGCAACAACUAUCCAGCCCAACGAUUGGGAGGAACCACCUCGGACUUCAGUGUCAGCUCCGCAGCCAGCAAUCGAAGUAUGCCCCGUCAACAGGAGGACAACCCCAACCAACUGGCCAGCGAGUCUUCCAGCAUUGAUGGAAACGUAUUCGUCGAGGGGGGAACCACAACCGGAACGCACCCCAAAACACGCCGUUCCCACACUUCCGAUUCGAUCACCUCCAGCAAUUUCAACUACAGUUUGAACAGGAGGUUUAUUUCAAAAAAUCAGAUGAAAGAGUUUCGGGAGGCGUUCCGGCUGUUCGACAAGGAUAACGACGGUUCGAUUACAAAGGAGGAGCUGGGAACUGUGAUGAGGUCACUUGGGCAGUUUGCGCGCGUGGAAGAGCUACAAGAAAUGCUGCAGGAGAUUGAUGUAGAUGGUGAUGGAAACGUGAGUUUCGAAGAGUUUGUCGAUAUCAUGUCCAAUAUGACGGAUACUGUGGCGGAAACAUCGGCCGACCAGGAGGAACGAGAACUACGGGAUGCCUUCCGUGUCUUUGACAAACACAACCGGGGUUACAUAACGGCUUCCGAUCUACGAGCGGUUCUUCAGUGCUUAGGUGAAGAUCUGGAUGAGGAAGACAUCGAAGAUAUGAUCAAAGAAGUGGACGUCGAUGGCGAUGGACGGAUCGAUUUCUACGAAUUUGUACACGCUCUGGGCGAACCAGAGGAUUCGCAGGAAAAUGAUGACGAAGAAGAAGCCGUUUCACCCCACUCUCUAUCCUGCGAAGUGCACAACUAAGCACCAUAGAAAUCAAACGCCAACGAAUCGUAUUCCUAUCAAAGUUUUGACAAACUACAAAAUGGACAUUGUUAUCCAAAAGUUUCUGAAUAUUGAGUAAAUAUCUCGCUUAUUCACUAUUGUACUUUCUCCAUACGCUAACACAACCGAUAAAAAUACAAAGUAUUUAAAAACAUAGAUUAUCAAACACUAACUGAAUCUAUCCACGUAAAAGUAUAAACACAUAUCAAGAAUAUUAAAACCAAUCAGAAAAACAACAUUAAUCCAAAAACACGCAAUAUUUUGAAUAACGCAUCUUUCAACUUGUUACAGACACCUACCGUUGUGCUAAAAAGAAUACUAAACAUAAGUUAGAAAUAUUUGAGCAAAAGCUAUCAAUGUUGUAAGGUCAAAUUUUUUAAACUUCAGAUUUUUGCAAUCUUUAACUGUUUUUAAAUUAACUAUUAGUCAAGUAAGCAAGCAAAAUUUUUAAAAAUAACAAGAAAAACCUUCAUCUGUAAUGCUUGAAACGGAACAUACUGGGCUACGUUGAAAGAGGUGCAGUCGGCUUCCACAGUCGCAAGUCCCGUGGCAAAGGCACGAAACGUGCAAGAAAUAGUGGAACAUGGUAAAAACAUCAACUUUUACACUUUAUUAACACUCCGUACGUAUGUGCCAGUGUACAAUCUUCAAACAGACCGUCGUGGUGGGCUUCUUUCGAUACUUUUCUGGUGUAAGCAAAAGGUUCGUAUGAAAUCAAUAAAGUAGUUAAUACUAGGAUGUGGUAUACUUCAAAUAGUUUUAGGGUGUGUAAUGAGAAGUAUAUGAACAACCAAGAUUGAUUGUAGAAAAUGUUCGAUACAUAGCCAUCAAACCGCAGUCGGAAAUGUAAACAGGCGGUCUACUUUGGACACGUGGUCAAAUUUUAACUGUUUUGAAAAUAAAAUUGACAAAAUCAAUCGACAUCAUAAACUCCAUUCAAAAAUAAACAACCUGUAUAAACUUCAUAGUAAGAUCAGUCAAAUUGCAAGUUUCACAGAACUUUUCGAAAAUCAUAAUUGUUUGAUAUGGUUUGAUAUAUGGAGAAAUAUUACCUGUCUUUUCUUUACCUGUAACAAUGUUAUAAACAUUUUCUACAUGAAAUAUCGUCCACUAUGAAUGCUUACUGGCUCCCGAUAGGUGCUUGUAAAUGUUAUCACAAGUUUUAACACCGAUUUUGGGUAAUUUUUUUGGGAAAGUAGUAAAAAGACUAUGAUGGUAAGCUUUUCCGCUUAAUUCUAGGAAGUACUUAAUGAUAAUAGUUGAGGAUGUUAUAAAUCGGAGUAAACUGCAGUCUCAUUGUUAAUUUGUGGAUAAACAUUCAAUCGAUUCUUUAAUCAACUUCAUUUUAUUCAACAAAUUUGCAAGUUUCCAAAGUAGCCCGUCCAGUCCAAAAGAAGCCCGC
Ochlerotatus camptorhynchus is the source of this 2801-nucleotide messenger RNA. Its product is annotated as calmodulin. Gene Ontology annotation, biological process: regulation of voltage-gated calcium channel activity. The coding region runs from base 515 to 1378 and encodes 287 amino acids. The transcript has 4 exons. Gene Ontology annotation, molecular function: calcium ion binding; calcium channel regulator activity. Lineage: Eukaryota; Metazoa; Arthropoda; Insecta; Diptera; Culicidae. The record is from RefSeq and is a predicted model, not a curated record. Gene Ontology annotation, cellular component: cytoplasm.